Saxophila tyrrhenica is the source of this 405-nucleotide messenger RNA. RefSeq lists its product as uncharacterized. Bases 1 to 405 code for a protein of 134 amino acids. NCBI's taxonomy places the organism in Eukaryota, Fungi, Ascomycota, Dothideomycetes, Mycosphaerellales, Extremaceae. The record is from RefSeq and is a predicted model, not a curated record. The transcript has 2 exons.
AUGGCCUACAACCACGCCACCAGCACCUACAUCCUCAUCUUCCUGACCAUCAUCUUCGGCCUUGUCGGCGGCUACGUGAUGUUCUUCGGCAUCCCCCCAGAGCUCAAGUCCUGGCUCCAAGAAGAAGCCCUCGAGUACAUGGGCGAGAACAAGGCCAGCUACCUCGCCAAAGCAGGCAUCGACGCCAUCCCCGAGGGUGAUCAGAAGGUAGCUCCAGCCCUCUUCAGUCAAUUCUGGUGCAGAAAGGGAAGAGAUUUGAGUGCUAACGGCGUGAUGCAGGAACUCAAGCAGGCCCGCAACAAGAUCAAGCAGAUGGGCGGUGGAGCGCUGCAGAACCCGCUCGGCAAGUUUGCCGGCGAUGCUGGGGAUGAUAUGCAGAAGGAUUUCACGAAGAAUUUCGGUUAA